Molecule: messenger RNA, 603 nt
Organism: Lucilia sericata (common green bottle fly)
Lineage: Eukaryota; Metazoa; Arthropoda; Insecta; Diptera; Calliphoridae
Product: attacin-A-like
Exons: 2
Coding region: 1-603 (200 amino acids)
Biological process (GO): defense response to bacterium
Cellular component (GO): extracellular region
Source: RefSeq, a predicted model, not a curated record
AUGGGCAUUAGUUUCUCAACAAAUACUUGGGGAAUCAAUAACAUAAAUUUGUAUGGAGCUCAAAAAGUAGGAAACGAACAAAUACAAACAUUAGCGGGACUAUUUGCUCAUAUAAAUCUUGAUGAAGGACCUCUGGUGCAAGGAUUUUUUACCGAAACAAAUGUCGUAGGAAACGCUGUCAAUAUUACCUAUACCACCAUAUCAAGGGAGGCUGAUAAUCUGCAGGGCAGUCUACGUUUACGCCUAUUUAAGCAGGAAUUAUGGGCACUGGAUAUGAAUUUCUUUCACAACAUUACAAAUAUUUAUAAUUUUUUUAAAUUUUCCCGUUUUGGUGGCAACAUAUGUUGGAGUUUUCCCCAAGAGGGCAACAUGCUGGCAGUGGGUGUUACUUAUACUCCUUUAUUCCAUACCACCACUUUAGACUUGAUCUGUAAAACGAAUUUAUGGAAAAGUAAAAAUGACUCAUUUAAUCUUGAUCUCUCCACCAAUGUGACGUUCUAUAUAAGAGGUCCUUUAGUGGGCCAGCAUAAUUUUGUGGCCUCUUUGACAUUAUCAUAUGAUCUGUGGCAUACAGUGCUUAAAGAAAAAGUUUUAACAAAUUAA